CCCUUCAAAAAAAAGGACCACUCCCCAUGCAUUUUUCCAUAAUCAACAGAUAAAAGCCUGCUUCUAAAUUUCAGAAGAGUCAUUUUCCUUCUGCUCUGUUCGGUGCUUUAUUUCUGAAAGAGAUAUUCAAUAACCAGCGAGAAAGAAUCAUAAAGCCAUAUUAUUAUGGAAAGUGCAUCACAUGCAGAACUAUUCAACUAUAAAGGAUAUAAUGUAUCAACAGAAAUAAUGAAAUUUGACCUUCUUGAGUCAGUAGAAGAUUUUGAAGUCAGAGACAGUGAUAUAUUCAUAGUCACUUAUCCAAAAUCUGGAACUAUUUGGGUCCAGAAUAUUGUAUGCUUGAUUUUGUAUGAAGGCCAUCGGAAUGGAACAGAAAAUAUUUCCAUAGCACAACGGUGUGCAUUCAUAGAAUACAACUUCUACAAUGUGGAUAUGAGCCAGCUGCCAUCACCUCGUGUCAUUAUGUCACAUCUGCCAUAUUACUUAUUUCCCAAGAAACUGAGGGCCAAAAAGGGAAAAGUAGGCCAAUCUUGUUACUCUAUUCUAACUAUAAUAGUUAUUUACGUGUACCGAAAUCCAAAAGAUAUUUUAGUGUCCUAUUUUCAUUAUUCCAAUUGUUUCAAUGGAGUUGAAAAUUCAACUAAUUUGGAGGAAUUCAUGCAAAGGUUUUUAUCUGGAGACAUUGCUAGCAGUUUGGUCUUCGAUCAUGUGAAAGGCUGGUAUACACAUCAAAAUGAAUUCAAUAUUCUCAUCCUGUGCUAUGAGGAAAUAAUGCAGGACCCUAGAGGCACCGUACUUCAAAUAUGCAAAUUUAUUGGAAAAGAGCUGAGCAGCCAGGAAGUAGACAAAGUUGUGGAGAUGUCUACAUUAAAGAACAUGAAAGCUGAUCCUAGGGCAAAUUUUGUGAAUACAUAUGAAGAAUGGUUUAGAAUAACAAACAUGAAACAUAUACGCAAAGGAACUGUUGGAGACUGGAAGAAUAUUAUGACAGUAUCACAAAAUGAAUGGUUUGACAAAAUUCUUCAGGCACAAAUGAAGGAUAUACCACUCAAAUUCAUCUGGGAUCUAAAGGAAAUAGAAUCUACUCAGAAUGGGAAGCUGCAGGAACCUCUCCAGGAGGAAGCAGAGCAGAAAUGUUCAACACAGCCAUAAUAUGUAUAUGUAGUUUAAGCUGUUACAGUACACCUAUGCAUUUUCUGUAUGUACUGUAUAUGCUUAUGUGUAUUGUGUCCAUACUGCUUUCUGCUCAGUGUUGUUCCCUGCUUAAUGGAGCAACCUUAAAAAGCAUGGCUUUUGGUCACGCCAUCUUUUUCCAACAAUGUGUCCUGCCAUUCUGUUGGAGGGGGAAGAAGGUUGGCAUUUUGGGGAUGCUUUCGCUUUUGCUGCAUGCUUGGGAAAUAGAGAGGUGGAGACGCAGCACACUCCCUCCCAGCUGGUUCCAGGCAGGUUCGAAGGCCGUUAUGCCCUGAGAGUGGUCUGUUAUUUGCCUUGUACCUCAGUGUUAUCAAACCAUCUUCUUGGUUGCCAGUGGACUGGUCAGGGUGGCUGGGAUUGGGGAAAAUGAAAGAAUUGCUUUGCACUUUGUGUGGGACUUUCAGAGUCUGUGUGACUCUACUGCAACCACUUUCUGUCAGUAAAAGUUCUUUUGAUUCAA
Crotalus tigris (Tiger rattlesnake) is the source of this 1654-nucleotide messenger RNA. RefSeq names its product amine sulfotransferase-like. Gene Ontology annotation, biological process: sulfation. The transcript has 7 exons. The record is from RefSeq and is a predicted model, not a curated record. The coding region runs from base 166 to 1152 and encodes 328 amino acids. Gene Ontology annotation, cellular component: cytoplasm. NCBI's taxonomy places the organism in Eukaryota, Metazoa, Chordata, Lepidosauria, Squamata, Viperidae. Gene Ontology annotation, molecular function: sulfotransferase activity.